AUGUCUCCUGUUGCUGUGAGCCUGAGGGCCGCCGUCCUUUGUCUCUGGGCCUGGAUGGGCCUGGCUGCCAGCGACCGGGUGUACAUACACCCCUUCCACCUCCUCGUCUACAGCAAGAGCAGCUGUGAGCAGCUGGAGAAAUCUAAUGCAGAGGCGCCCAAAGACCCGACCUUCGCUCCCGUCCCAAUUGAGGCCAAGACGUCUCCUGUGGACGAGAAGGCCCUGCGAGAGCGGCUGCUGCUGGCUGCUGAGAAGCGGGACGAGGAGGACAGGAUGCGGGCUGCGAAGGUGGGCAUGCUGCUCAACUUCAUGGGCUUCCUCAGGUAUAGGGCCCUGAGCAAGACCCAGAGCACAGCCGGCGGGGCCGUCCUCUCGCCCACGACCCUCUUCGGCACACUGGCCUCUUUCUACCUGGGAGCCCUGGACCCUACAGCGCACAGGCUGCAGGCAUUCCUGGGCGUCCCCGGGGAGGAUCAGAGCUGCACCUCCCGCCUGGAUGGCCGCAAGGUCCUCUCCGCUCUGCAGACCAUUCAGGGCCUCCUGGUGGCUCCGGGGAGUGCUGACAGCCAGGCCCGACUGCUCCUCUCCACGGUGCUGGGCCUGUUCACAGCCCCUGGUCUGCACCUAAAGGAGCCAUUUGUGCAGGGCCUGCUUCCCUUUGCCCCCGUCACCCUCCCACGCUCCCUAGACUUGUCCACGGACCCAGACCUUGCUGCUGAGAAGAUCAACAGGUUCAUGCAGGCUGUGACUGGGUGGAAAAUGAACAGUCCCCUGGCAGGAGUCAGCCCAGACAGCACCCUACAUUUCAACGCCUAUGUCCACUUCCAAGGACAGAUGAAGGGAUUCUUCCUGCUGGCAGGGCGCCAGGAAUUCUGGGUGGACAACAGCACCUCAGUGUCUGUCCCCAUGCUCUCGGGCACCGGCACCUUCCAGCACUGGAGCGACACCGAGAGCAGCCUCUCCAUGACCCGGGUGCCCCUCAGCGAGAAUGCCGGUCUGCUGCUGAUCCAGCCCCACCGCGCCUCGGACCUGCAGACGGUGGAGGCCCUCACCUUCCGGCACGACUUCCUCACGUGGACCAAGAAACUGUGUCCCCGGCGCAUCCGCCUGACCGUGCCCCAGCUGGCACUGCGAGGCACCUACGACCUCCAGGACCUGCUCGCCCAAGCCAAGCUGCCCGCCCUGCUGGGCUCGGAGGCGAACCUGGGCAGAGCCAGCGAUGCCCACCUCCGAGUCGGAAAGGUGCUGAACAGUGUCCUCUUUGAACUAAAAGCAGACGAGGGAGAGCAGCCCAGAGAGUCUGCGCAGCAGCCGGAGGGGCCGGAGGCCUUGGAGGUGACCCUGAACAGCCCGUUCCUGUUUGCUCUCUAUGAGCAAGACUCCACGGCCAUCCACUUCCUGGGCCGUGUGGCCAACCCGCUGAGCGAGGUGUGAGGCCCUGCCGUCACUGAGGCGUGGCCAUAGGCAGCCGCCUCCCACCGUUUCUUCCAGUGAGUCAGCUCGGAGCUGGAAAGAAGCCGUUUCUCCUAGUAAACAUGGCGAUGAAUACACGGAGCAGCAGGUCCUGUGAUGUGCCUACCCAGCCGCCAGGCCCCCUUUAUCCUGGGGGACGCGGGGGCACCAAAACCGGAUGAGUGGAUAGUGCAAGUUGACUGUUUCGGAAAAAGUUUGCCCAGACCAAUGUGUUUGUGAAACCAAAAUGUAUUUUCUUUCUAACUGAGCACAGAAAUUGGGUUUUAAAAUGAAAAUGUCCAUUUUUUCAUUGCUUUGGGUUUAUAUCCAGUUAUUGAAUGUGAGCCCACGACCCACACGCCAUCUCCACAAGCCUUAGUUUUUCUUUCCAGUGAUAUUUGCGAUUUUUGAAAAA
Messenger RNA from Manis javanica (Malayan pangolin), 1867 nucleotides. The record is from RefSeq and is a predicted model, not a curated record. NCBI's taxonomy places the organism in Eukaryota, Metazoa, Chordata, Mammalia, Pholidota, Manidae.